Xenia sp. Carnegie-2017 is the source of this 3656-nucleotide messenger RNA. RefSeq names its product trichohyalin-like. The record is from RefSeq and is a predicted model, not a curated record. The transcript has 4 exons. NCBI's taxonomy places the organism in Eukaryota, Metazoa, Cnidaria, Anthozoa, Malacalcyonacea, Xeniidae. The coding region runs from base 448 to 2685 and encodes 745 amino acids.
GAUGGUCGUUUGAGUCCCGGUGACUAAAUCAUUGAGGUUGACGGCGAAUCCUUGGUUGGGAUAGAACAAGAGGAUGCUGUGAAGAUUUUAAUAAAAUGUGGCUCCAUCGUGAAUUUGACAAUUGCAAAAGGAGCUGCAGAGCGUCAUGGUGUCGUGAAGAUAUUGAACGAUGUUGAAUCUGUCCAGAAAUAUGCUGAAAAAAAGACAACCUCUCCAAUCCCACUACCGCGAUUGCGUCCUCAACAGGAUGGUGGUCAGCGAUCUCCUCCUAACAACACAAGCGUCAAAACUCAACAGGAUGGUGGUCAGCGAUCUCCUCCUCUCAACGCAAGCGUCCAAACAUUUGAAGAUCCAAAUACACUAGGAAAACCUUUUAAACCUGAACCAAAUAGACGAAUUCCAUACGAGAGAAACUCGUUAGACAAUCCUGAUCACAAAGCUUCUUCAAUGGCUGCGAAAGUGGAAUAUAAGUUCGAGAGUCCACCUACUGGUCGUAAACCUCCACUUGGGAAACCUGGUGUGCCAUAUGCCAAUCCUUUAGAAAUACAACAGAGACAAGAGCAACUGAGGAUUGAAAGGGAACGACAAGAACAACUGAGGAUUGAAAGGGAACGACAACAGCAACUGAAGAUUGAAAGGGAACGACAAGAACAACUGACGAUUGAAAAGGAACGACAAGAAAAACAGAGGAUUGAGAGGGAACGACAAGAAAAACAGAGGAUUGAAAGGGAACGACAAGAUCAACAGAGGAUUGAAAGGGAACGACAAGAACAACAGAAGAUUGAAAGGGAACGACAAGACCAACAGAGGAUUGAAAGGGAACGACAAGAAAAACAGAGGAUUGAAUGGGAACGACAGGAACAACAGCGGAUUGAAAGAGAACGACGUGAGCAAGAACGUCUGAGAAUGUUGGAGGAAAAACAGGAACGAGAGAAGAUUGAGAGAAAUCGACAGGAUCGUAUGCGGAUUGAAAGAGAACAAGAACGCGCAAGGAUUGAACGAGAAAAUGAGCAAGCCCAUGAACAAUCGAAAAUGUCCGAGUUGGACGAAAUGACUCGUCGCGAACGAGAGCUUGAAUUGCUGUUGGAAGAAAAACGACGCGAAAAAGCAAGACGCCUUCAAGAACUUCAAAGACAGAUCCAGGAGGAAGAGGAAAGAGCGUUGAAAGAAGAGCAAGAGUUAAGAGAACGUCUCAAAAAAGAAAGAGAAGAGAGAAAAGAACCACAAAAAACACAGCGACCAUCGGAUGUUGGUACAACGAAAAUGAACAGAUAUCAAGAUGAUUCUACUUCAAGAGUGAUGAAUAGACCCAUUGACGUUGAACCAUCACAAAGAAAUCCCAGACCAUCCAACACCCAAGUACAUUAUGUGCUACUUAAUGAUGAUAAUAGUACACAAAGAUCCAAUCGACUCCCCAGAGCGCCCACACCUGCUGAGGUCAAACGAGUUGGUUCACAGCCAGCUUAUGGUAAAAUACCAACCUCUCCUAUUAUGGAUGGUAGAAGCAGUGAUGUCCGUGUUGGUAGACCUGGGGACAACAACAAAGGAGGACCAAUGACGGCUGAAGAUAACAAGAGCACGUCGUCGUCGUCAAAGCGAUCGUUUCCACCCAAUCAGAAGCGUUUCUCACCACAAAAUAGCCAGGAUGAUUCAUUGGAUAUUGAUCCUGCGGAAAUUGAAAGGCAAUUUCAAGAACGUUUGGCAAAAGAAGCAAACAGUAAGAAUGGAACGGACAGCGUCGAUGGAGGAAUGGUACGAGUCAUUCGGGUACCUGUUCAACAAGAAAACUGGGAAAAGCCGGUUGACGAUAAACCGCGCGCCCGCGUGGACUGGCAACGAUCAGAAGAGGAGAAAAACCGCAGGGAACAACAAUGGCGUCGUGAAGCAGAUGAGCAACUUGUUCGUGAUUUUCAGCAAAACGAAUCUUUUAGACAAAGUGUGAGCACUGUUGCCGAGCCUGUACAUGUGAAUCCAGUAGACAGGGAGAAAGAAGAAGAACUUCGGAGACAACGAGAAGAAGACGACCGUCUCCGAGAAGCAAGAGCCAAUCAGCUGCGAAAUCGUAUUAUUGAAGGUCCUGACGAUGAUGGUCUUGAUUCGUCGUACACCAACGGACGAACCCGUCGUGUGAAGUUCGCCAGUGUUCGCACCGAGAUCGUCCAACCAUCGCCUGACGCUGAGCUCGCAACAUCUGGAGUGAAAUUUGUUCACGAUGGGAAGGUUGAAGAUAGUGAUGAUGACGGUAGUGAAGAAUUUCCUUUGCCUCCACCUCCCGCGGAUAAAGACAACAAUUUCUCGCCCCUACCUCAAAAUCAGGUUGACUAUUACCAGAGACCUCCACCUCCACCCAAGCCUCAAUUUUUGGUCAACAAUGGCAGUGGCCCCCCAGCGGAAUAUAAAGGCGCUCCUAACUCGACAGUCUACAGAGACAAUGGUCAUGUAGCCCGCGCACGGGAUAGAAUGAGUGAUAAUGGGUAUGCGACUUACCCAGGUCCCGCUCGCCUGCAGAAUAACAACAUUCAUCCAGUACCUAAACCUAGAAGUUUGUCCAACGACAUGGGGAAAUCCCCAAAUCCAGAAACCUCUUUCAAAGACAAAGUGAAAAUGCUAAAUGAAAAUCUGGCAAUCAAGCGACCCGAUGGAUCACAAAUGGCACAAAACUGGAUCAACAGGGACUCCUUAUGAAAAUGACAUUAUAGUUAAGUUUUUAUCAAGAGUCGUAUUUGUUGAUAUUUCUCUUUAGAAUUAUCACAACAGUGGCUUGGUGUCUGAUAUUGCGCAACAUUGAAAAUUAUUUAGUGGAACGGUGAUGUUUUAGUGAAGACUGAUUUGGUCUUCCCGUGACAUUACACCAGAAAUCCAAAGCACUGUCCGCUUUCUGGUAACAAAUCAUUCAUUUUAUUCUUAUUGGUUCUAUAUUUGAUCAAACGUUCAAUUAGUAACAGUUUUAGAGCUAUCUCUUUAGAAACAACUGAAGGUUCACAAAUUUCCAUAAACUUUUUCAAUGAAGUCUAUGAACAACUCGAAAAUGUUCACCAAAAUAUCGUCGUUUUUUUCACUGAAAAACAACGUCAUCUUCUAGUAAUUAUUAACUUUUUAAAACAUCUCGAAAAAUGCAGAGAAUUGAUAUUUUUACUUCAUUUGACAGAAAGGUUUAAAGGAAUAGAUUUAGCUAUAAGAAAUCCAACUUUGAUUAUUUCUAUUAAUGUUAUACAUAACACGUAUAGUUGAAAAGGUCUUCAUAUAUGAGGUUCGUACGAAAUAAACAUUGUAUCUUGCAAGCCUUCUUAUAUGAAGUUCCAUCGUAGGGAAAUAUUUAGGCUUUUAUUGUAACCAGUAGUUAGCACAAAUCGAUUUUUUGAACUUUUUCUUAAGUAUAAACGUUAGGGACAUAAAAAUACAAGUCAGCCAAUCGUUUCGAUGGACUUCUUGCGUCAGGAAAAGUUUGGAAACAAUUAUUUACUUGUUUGCCCCAUUUAUGUAAGACAAAAUGCUACAUCGAAGUACGGAGGAUGUGUAAAGCAAACUGACGUUGGUUUUUUUGAAACUUGGCUGACAUGCAUUAUAUCGAUAAUAUAUCAUACACGAACAAUGAGAAUUGUAUAUAGUUUAUAUACGUGUAUAUUGUAAUAACAAGAGUAUUUCUUUAGACCAAA